Messenger RNA from Poecile atricapillus (Black-capped chickadee), 6430 nucleotides. It is a transcript of the gene ANKRD28, whose product is annotated as ankyrin repeat domain 28. Gene Ontology annotation, cellular component: cytoplasm. Lineage: Eukaryota; Metazoa; Chordata; Aves; Passeriformes; Paridae. The record is from RefSeq and is a predicted model, not a curated record. Gene Ontology annotation, molecular function: protein binding. Bases 1315 to 4284 code for a protein of 989 amino acids. The transcript is spliced from 28 exons.
CCGACUCGGACAGCCAAGCUGGUUUUCGAGCUUUACAAGGAUAUCUGCUGAUUGUAUAAUUUAAUUUGUCAAGGAAAAAAAAUGAUAAGCAGAAGCUCUAACUGAAGAGGAGAAUCAGGUUGGCGCAGUGACAGAUGUUCGGAUAAAGAAGUUGGCUCAGAGAAGAUGUACUGAGUCUGAUUUUUUUAUUUUUUUUUCCUUUUUUUUUCCUCCCCCUCAAUCUGAAUGAAGACUAUCAUGGGAACUGCAUUCACAUGGUGAUCAAAAGAAACACUUGAGUGAUGAACUGCUUUUGCAGAAGUCGUCUAAGGCAGUAAUUGGAGCUUUUGUGUGCAGUAGCUAGCUUGUUUUGCUGAAGCAUUCCUCCUCAACAGUAUUUCUGCCUGACGCGUUCCCUGUGAGAAGCCACAGCUACUGCCUGGUGAAGGAAAAAUGAACACUCCGCAUUGCUCGUGUCCCUGAUGGAGUAACACCGGCUGCUUUGCUUUUGCUGGAUUCAGCCGGCAAUAUUAUUCAAGGAGUUCAUUGUCCCUGUGGUCUGACUCAUCGCAUGUAAAUGUGCUGCAGCCGUGCUGCACGUUGCAGCUCUUUUCUUGCAUGGGAAAGAAUUCUUUUCCUCUGAGCAGGUCCUGAAUAACUGCUGGAACCGAGAUGUGUUUUUCUGUCUGGACUGUUUUUGACGUUGAGAAAGGAAGCUGUAGAAUGGCAGGAUGAUCGGGAGGCGCGUUUAUUUUCAGUCCCCAGAAAGCCUGUGAGGGUUGAUUUAAACUGACCUUGCAGGAGUGCGAAUAGCUGCGGCCGUCUCUCUCGGGGCAAUUGUUCCUUGUUCCGUCCUCUGCAGGACGGAGUCGUGUCUUCUGCAACAAUGACUUCGCUGUGGGGGUAGAAGGACGCUGUGGAAGUUGUGACAUUAACAAAGACAAAUUUGCUCGUGAAAGGACAGCUGUGUGCGACAGUGAUUGCUGUUCGAAUGGAAUUGGAUCUUGGGAUAUUUUUGUCUCUUUAUUUAGCUCUCCCACAGUUUCGUUUUUGUGGUUUCGAUGCUUGGGGACUUCUUAUUUUAUAAAGCACAACUUUUUUUCAGCAGUGUCUUGAACAUCGCGUGGUGUUUAAGUCUGGAAAAUGAAGUGUGAGGGGGGAUUGGAAUAUCUCUUUCUAGAUGCUAAGACACCAGCAGUAACACAAGUUUGUGAGGGCAUGUGAAACAGGUGAAAGUAUUUCCUCUAUGGUCACUAUUGCAAUACCUGCAGUCUGCUUCCAAAAAUACCACUGCUGGCAUUUUUUUGUUUGCUUUUGCUUCCUCAAACGGAUCGAAUGAGUCGAGUCUGUAUUGUUGUUUUGGAGGAGGAGGAAGAUGAUUCUCCCACAUUUAUUUCCAAUUUACCUCAGGAAAAUGUAUCUGUACAUCCAUCGCCCCCUGGAAAUGUGCUGCCACCAUUGGUUCAAGCUAUAUUUAAUGGAGAUCCUGAUGAAGUUCGAGCACUAAUAUUUAAGAAAGAAGAUGUUAAUUUUCAGGAUAAUGAGAAAAGGACCCCUUUACAUGCUGCUGCCUAUCUGGGAGAUGCAGAAAUUAUUGAACUACUUAUUUUAUCUGGAGCUAGAGUUAAUGCCAAAGACAGCAAAUGGUUGACUCCUUUACAUAGAGCUGUAGCAUCUUGUAGUGAGGAUGCUGUUCAGGUGUUGUUAAAGCAUUCAGCAGAUGUCAAUGCUCGUGAUAAAAACUGGCAGACACCCCUACACAUAGCAGCUGCAAACAAAGCUGUGAAGUGUGCUGAAGCUUUGGUGCCUCUCCUAAGCAAUGUAAAUGUGUCUGAUCGAGCAGGCAGAACUGCAUUGCAUCAUGCAGCCUUCAGUGGACACGUUGAGAUGGUCAGCUUACUGUUGUCUAGAGGGGCCAAUAUUAAUGCAUUUGACAAGAAAGACAGACGAGCUAUACAUUGGGCAGCAUAUAUGGGUCAUAUUGAAGUUGUGAAAUUACUCGUGACCCAUACAGCUGAAGUGACGUGCAAAGACAAGAAAUCAUAUACACCCUUACAUGCUGCAGCAUCUAGUGGAAUGAUUAGCGUAGUCAAAUAUCUUCUGGAUCUUGGAGUUGAUAUGAAUGAGCCAAAUGCCUAUGGAAAUACUCCUCUCCACGUAGCUUGCUACAAUGGGCAAGAUGUUGUAGUGAAUGAACUCAUAGACUGUGGUGCUAAUGUAAAUCAGUUGAAUGAGAAAGGGUUUACACCUUUGCACUUUGCUGCUGCAUCAACACAUGGAGCAUUGUGUUUAGAGCUCUUGGUCUGCAAUGGAGCAGAUGUAAAUAUAAAGAGUAAAGAUGGGAAAACUCCUUUGCACAUGACAGCAAUCCAUGGUAGAUUUUCAAGAUCCCAAACCAUCAUUCAAAAUGGAGCUGAAAUAGACUGUGAAGAUAAGAAUGGAAAUACCCCUUUGCACAUAGCAGCUAGAUAUGGCCAUGAGCUAUUAAUCAACACUCUGAUUACGAGUGGUGCUGACACUGCAAAGCGGGGUAUACAUGGGAUGUUUCCUCUCCAUUUGGCAGCAUUAAGUGGAUUUUCAGACUGCUGCAGAAAGCUCCUCUCAUCAGGUUUUGACAUUGACACACCAGAUGACUUUGGCAGGACUUGUCUUCAUGCAGCUGCAGCUGGAGGGAAUUUGGAGUGCCUAAAUCUUCUGCUAAAUACUGGUGCAGACUUCAACAAAAAGGACAGAUUUGGAAGAACUCCACUCCAUUAUGCUGCUGCCAAUUGUAAUUAUCAGUGCCUGUUUGCCCUUGUGGGAUCUGGAGCUAGUGUGAAUGACCUUGAUGAGAGGGGUUGUACACCUCUGCACUAUGCAGCUGCAUCAGACACAGAUGGGAAGUGCCUGGAAUACUUGCUAAGAAAUGAUGCCAACCCUGGGAUCCGAGACAAGCAAGGAUACAAUGCAGUUCAUUAUUCAGCUGCUUAUGGUCAUCGCUUGUGUCUUGAAUUGAUUGCCAGUGAAACACCUCUAGAUGUUCUGAUGGAAACAUCAGGUACGGACAUGCUGAAUGACUCGGACAACAGAGCGCCUAUAAGUCCACUGCAUUUAGCUGCCUAUCAUGGCCACCAUCAAGCUCUGGAAGUUCUGGUACAGUCACUGCUGGACCUUGAUGUGAGGAAUAACAAUGGAAGGACACCACUGGAUCUUGCUGCCUUUAAGGGACAUGUGGAAUGUGUAGAUGUGCUCAUUAAUCAGGGAGCAUCAAUCUUGGUGAAAGACUAUGUCAUAAAGAGGACCCCAAUUCAUGCUGCAGCUACAAAUGGUCAUUCAGAAUGUUUGCGGCUACUGAUAGGAAAUGCAGAACCACAGAAUGCAGUGGACAUUCAAGAUGGAAAUGGACAGACUCCUCUGAUGUUGUCAGUUCUCAAUGGGCACACUGACUGCGUUUAUUCACUCCUUAACAAAGGAGCAAAUGUAGAUGCCAAAGAUAAGUGGGGAAGGACAGCAUUACAUAGAGGGGCAGUUACUGGGCACGAGGAGUGUGUGGAAGCAUUGCUUCAACAUGGUGCUAAGUCCUUACUACGGGACUGUAGGGGACGGACCCCCAUCCACCUGUCAGCUGCAUGUGGCCAUACAGGUGUUCUGGGAGCUCUCCUGCAGUCAGCUACUUCUGUGGAUGCAGCACCUGCAAUGGCAGACAAUCACGGCUAUACAUCACUGCACUGGGCCUGCUAUAAUGGUCACGACAGUUGUGUAGAGCUGCUCCUGGAACAGGAAGUUUUUCAGAAAAUGGAAGGAAAUUCUUUCAGUCCCUUGCAUUGUGCUGUGAUAAAUGACAAUGAAGGUGCUGCAGAAAUGUUAAUUGAUACACUAGGUGCCGGUAUUGUAAAUUCAACAGAUUCUAAAGGAAGAACUCCUCUGCAUGCAGCAGCUUUUACAGAUCACGUUGAGUGUCUACAGCUUCUGCUUGGUCACAGUGCUCAAGUAAAUGCUGUAGAUUCUUCUGGGAAAACACCUUUAAUGAUGGCUGCAGAAAAUGGACAGACGAAUACAGUUGAGGUGCUGGUUAGCAGCGCUAAGGCUGAUCUGACUUUGCAAGACAGUUCUAAGAACACAGCACUCCAUUUGGCUUGCAGCAAGGGUCAUGAAACUAGUGCCUUGUUAAUCCUGGAGAAGAUUACGGAUAGAAACCUCAUCAACGCCACCAAUGCAGCCUUGCAAACACCUCUGCAUGUUGCUGCUCGAAAUGGACUAACGGUUGUAGUUCAAGAGCUUUUAGGGAAGGGAGCAAGUGUACUUGCUGUAGAUGAAAAUGGAUGAACUGGGAUGCUCUGCUCCAGAAGGAACAUGAGUAUUCAAGACCCUAGAAGUCUUUAAAAGGCGGGGAGGGGGGAAGGGGGAAAACAAAUAAAACCCUUAAAAAUAGCAGAUGACUGCUUGUUUUUCUUCUUUGAACUUUAAUCAAGUCACAUUAGUGAAAGAAAUGGUGUUGAAUAUGACCAGCUUGAAUAAACUUACUUUGUGUGUCAUCUUACCUUCAUACAACCUCCAGCAACUGUAGAUAUUAAAUGGUGUGCAUCUGAGUAUCAGUUCUGAGCCUUCUGUUCUGCCUUACAUGCCUGAAAUGCAGUCAUGAUCCAGGUGUGGCGAGCUCUGGCCCUUGCUUCUGAAUCCUCUCAAAAUGUAUCUCUUCUGCAGACUGUCACUGUUAACUCUGAGCUGUUUAAGUGCUGUGGUACCUUACUAACAAUGAAAACAUCCGCUGCGCUGCACUUCUGUACGGCCCUAUCGCAUGGUCAGCUGGUGCGUUCUGUGCUUGACUUAUCUGUGUUUCCUUGGAUUGUGUGCUCCUUUGGGCAGGGACUCUUGUCUUGCUCUGUUCAAAGCAUCAAGCACAAGGUCUGUCCUGAGCGAAUAAUAGUUCAACUGCAAGACUGUCCCUUGCUUGUUGUUUUCUUAAUUUCUAGCUACAGUUAUUUUCCAUAAUGCGCUUACUGGUUUAAUACUUACAUGCAAUUGUACAAUACAAUAGUUGCUCCUGAGCUCUAUCCUAAAACUUGAUCUGGACCUACUUCUAAAAUAAAGAUGAUUCUUUUGAAGUAGUUGAAGCACUUGCUGGUAGAAUGAGCAUUGCGUUGUUUUCCCUGCCUUUCUAAACUCUGGAUAGAAGUCUAUGAUGCACUUUGCGUUAAAGCUAUCUAUUAUUUAAAAUUACUUGUGUGCUUUUUACUUGGAUGUUGUACACUUUAAAGUUGUGGACCUUGGGGUAGUGCAGGACUUCCGACUCCCAAAUGUGCCUGAAUAUGAGUCUUCCUACUGAGCACAUUGUGGGCAUUUGUGUCCCACACAGAUACUGCAGGAUGACCUGGGAACAUGCUGCUGAGUGGAGCCGGGGAGGGGAGCUUGUCCUGCUCUUGGCAGCAGAACUAGCUGUGAUUUGUGGUUGUACUUAAGAGACUGCCCUGCUUUUAGAGCUGCCAGUGGCACCACCAAGCGCAGUCCUUUGGUGUGCUGUAGAUGCACCAAGACCUGUGCCAGAACUCACCCUCAGGCAUUGUGUGAAUGGUGAAGCCUGAGACAGGAGCAAUGCACAGAUCUCCGCUGAGGAGAAUUAGAAGCAUUUUUUUUGACAAUUGAAUGAGUAGAGGCAAGGACACAGAGAAGGAAAAGCUGCAGAAGGAACAAUGGUGGAGGAUUAUUAGAACCACAGAAACCCAGAAGAGAUUUCACAGCUAUGUGACCUGACUGCAAAUCAUUCCAUAGGCCAAGACCUCCUGCAUUUGAGGGUUGUCACAGCACCAAUGCCUGGCAGAAGUUUAGUUGGACAACCAGGAGGUGUCCCUGCAAGUUCUAGCCUGCCAACCCAGCUGACAUGUCCUCAAACUUCUCUGGAUUUCUUAAUUGAUACCGUGCAAAUAAAAAUUGGGCAUUGGUUUCAUAAUUUAUAUUAUUGAAUAUUGUAAUAAAGUAUAAUUAUACUCUGCCUUUUCAACUGACUGGCCUUGAUCCUUUAGCCAGCUUGUUACUGAGAUAGCACAGUGUUAUUAAAAUACCUGUCUGUGAUGAAGAGCUAUGGUGGAGCUUCUGGAUGAAGAAACAUUGAGCUGUAGUUUCUACAGUAGCUCUGUAGUGAAUGCCAUCACCUAUCACUGCUGGCUGCUAUUAGCUGUCUGUCCUCAGCCAGGUGACUUCCUCACCAUUUUCAGAUCUGGGCUUUUCUCACUGGCCUAGAGUGUUUGGCUGUGCUUAACAAAACAAUUACAUCUUUUUUGCAAAGCCCAUUAAUUUCAAGAAUGUUUUUGUAACCAGAAGUUUAAAAAUACUAAUUGAUAAUGCAUUUAUUUCUUUUUUUUUGUUGUUUUUUUUUAAACAGUGCAGAACUAAGCAAUAUAAAAUACUUUUGCAGCUGACAGAUUGUAUGAACUUGGAGAAAAUUGUACAUUGUCUUUAUUUUAAAUGAAGGUUU